Molecule: messenger RNA, 2426 nt
Organism: Rhododendron vialii
Lineage: Eukaryota; Viridiplantae; Streptophyta; Magnoliopsida; Ericales; Ericaceae
Product: DEAD-box ATP-dependent RNA helicase 5
Exons: 13
Coding region: 196-1962 (588 amino acids)
Biological process (GO): rRNA processing
Cellular component (GO): nucleolus
Molecular function (GO): RNA binding; RNA helicase activity; ATP binding
Source: RefSeq, a predicted model, not a curated record
AUCCAACCCCGGUCAACCUGAUCGAAUCAAAGGUCCGGGUUUUGAAUGGAGCCCCGUGAAAGAACCACAUAAAAGAAGCUGCUUUGCGAAAACCUGGGUUGAAGCCUAAACCCUAGUAAAAUCAGGCUUCCCACACCAACUUCUCGACACGCUCUUGGCUCAGCUGUUAUUCGAUCGAAACACGAAGCAGCUGUCAUGGGUAUCACAGACAACCAUGAACUCGAAGCUCAGAAGAAGAGCAAGAAGCAGAAGAGGAAGCUCGAACUGAUCGAGCCCGAGGUGGUUGUCGUAGAGGCCAAGAAGGAGAAGAAAAAGAAGAAGAACGACAAGAGAGGUGAUGGGUUUGUGGUUGAUUGUGUUGAGGGGGGUGAAAUAGUAGAUGGGUCAGCUGAGGUUGGUGAAAAGAAGAAGAAGAAGGAUAGGAAGGAAAACAAGAGAGAAAAAGAAGAAGAGUUUUUGGGAAAUGGGUCAGGUGGAAUUGGUAAGAAGGAGAAGAAAAAGCACAAGGAGGAGAGAGAAGGCAGAGGUUUGAAAAAUGGGUUGGCUCCUGAUGAAGCCAAGAGGGAAGUUGUUAGUGGGUCGUGUGAAAAACCUGAUGGGAACAACAGAAAUGGUGCCAUUGUUGAUGGGGAUGAGAGGCGGAGUCAUGGGGAUGUGGUGGUGUCUGGGAAGGAUAUUAAGGAAAUCAAAUACACAGCACUGAAUUCUUUUGCAGAGUCUGGGCUUCCUAAAGAAGUUCUGGAGUGCUGCCAAGGUUUUGAAAAGCCGUCGCCGAUUCAGUCCCAUUCUUGGCCUUUCCUGUUGAACAAUCGUGAUUUUAUCGGGAUUGCAGCAACUGGGUCAGGCAAGACAUUGGCCUUUGGGGUUCCAGCUAUUAUGCAUAUUUUGCAAAAGCGGAAGAAUAAGACAUCGAAGAGACUGAAUCCGCUUUGCCUUGUACUUUCACCCACUAGAGAGCUAGCUCAACAAAUUUCAGAUGUUCUGUGCGCUGCUGGAAAACCAUGUGGCUUGCAAUCAGUUUGUGUAUAUGGAGGAACUUCCAAAGGACCCCAAAUAUCUGCUCUGAAGUCUGGUGUUGAUAUUGUUAUUGGAACACCUGGACGUUUGAAGGACUUGAUUGAAAUGGGUGUAUGCGUUUUGAAGGAGGUAUCAUUUGUGGUUCUAGAUGAAGCUGAUCGAAUGCUUGACAUGGGAUUUGAGCCAGAAGUUCGCUCUAUAUUGAGCCAAACAUGCUCUACUCGUCAAAUGGUUAUGUUUAGUGCUACGUGGCCUCUGCCUGUUCAUCAAUUAGCUCAAGAAUUCAUGGAUCCCAAUCCAGUUAAGGUGGUUGUAGGUUCAGAGGAUCUGGCUGCCAACCAUGAUGUCCUGCAGAUAGUUGAGGUUUUGGAGGAUCGAGCGCGUGAUGAGCGUUUGGUCUCGUUGUUAGAGAAAUACCAUAAAUCACAAAAGAACAGAGUGUUGGUUUUUGUAUUGUACAAGAUGGAAGCAGCCCGUGUUGAGAACAUGCUUCAAAAAAAGGGUUGGAAUGUAGUCUCUAUUCAUGGGGACAAAGCACAACAUGCUCGUACAAAGGCACUGUCUCUUUUUAAGGAGGGAAGCUGUCCCUUAAUGAUAGCCACUGAUGUGGCUGCUCGAGGAUUAGAUAUUCCUGAUGUUGAAGUAGUGAUAAAUUACAGUUUUCCUCUGACAACGGAGGAUUAUGUCCAUAGAAUAGGGAGGACGGGACGAGCUGGUAAAAAGGGUGUUGCCCACACAUUUUUCAUGAAAGAAAACAAGGGAUUAGCUGGGGAAUUGGUAAAUGUUCUGAGAGAGGCUGGACAGAUUGUCCCUACUGCCCUUACAAAUUUUGGCACCCACGUAAAGAAGAAGGAAUCAAAGCUCUAUGGGGCUCAUUUUAGGGAGAUUGCCGCUGAUGCUCCAAAAGCCAAGAAAAUAACAUUUGACUCUGAUAAUGAAGAUUGAGGCCGACUGCAAUUCCAAACUGUUGAGCUUGUACCAAACCUGUUUGAUAGCCGGUUAUCAACGUUUGGUGAUUGUUUUUGCUUUUCGGGUCUCAUAGCCUUUAACCUCAGCAGGUUUUGAGCAUGAAGGCAAAUACGAUUUGGGGUACUAGCCACAUGGCCUAGCCGUUCCUGGAUAGAAAUUUGUAAUCUCUCCCUCUCCCUCUGUCGGUGUGGUCACAAGGUAACUUGUGGAAAAUCUGAGACUCAUCUAUUUAUCUUCCUUUAUCGUUUUAUUUUUAUCGGCAUCUUUUUUAUUUAUUUUUCUUUUUCUUUGAGAGGUUCUGAAUGAAAACUGUUUCACGAUUUAUUGGGGCAAUAUAUGUAUGAAAAUAUGCUCUAGUUCAAUUGCUUGGUGAGCUGUAAUGAAAAUUUUGAUGUUCUUAAUUUACUGUACUGAAUUGGUUCUAGUUAAGGUAAAGAAAA